CGAGGUAAGCAGUCGGGUGUGUAAGAGGCAGUAGAUAAGAAAGUGAUUUUGAAAUAACUUGGAUACUUAUAUCAUUAUCGUGUCCUCGAUCAUAGAAAAAUAACAACACACCAACAAUGAAAUGGUGGACUUUUAUAAUUGUUCUUGCAAUAGUAAUUUCGUUGACAAGUGCCAGAGGACGAGGAGGAGGAGCCAGGGGUAGUUACAGAGGCUCAUCCAGAAGUUCUUCCUCUAGAAGUUACCGCUCUGCCUUUAGCGGUAACCGUCUCUCCAGCUCUAGUAGUAUUCGCUCCGCCUUGCUGCUUGGAACAGUGUAUGGAGCUACCAGGUAUCGCAUGAGAGCCAGAUAUCGAUCUGAUGGCACAUUACCAGAGAUAUGUUACAAUGACAGUUAUAACAUGAGUACCAAUGGUACCGUGUCGUACCAGGGUCGGUUUGUCUGUCCUCUGGAAGAGAGUAUGUCUGAGGAUUACCGAUAUUGCUGUGGGGAGGAAGGGAAGCAGUAUUGCUGUACAUUCUGGGAAAAUCCUGGUCACAUAGUCGGUGUGGUGUUCGGAGUUCUUGCUGCAGCUGUUGCGCUGUUUUUUGGUGUAUUUUGUAUCAUUAAAUACAUGCAGUCCAAGAAAAGCAGGAAAGCCAGUGCAUACAAAUCCAGUGGACAUGAAAAUCUUCCAACAUAUUCUCCUCCCAGUUACGAGAUGGCGAAUUCAAACCAAAAAUCCCCAUACCCUAUCGACAACGGAGGAUACUCAUAUGGAGGAGACAUCAACGGUUACACCCAGUCUACACCUUACCCUCCAACCAAUGGGACACAGCCUACACCUUACCCUCCAUCCAAUGGUUACCCAGCUUCUCCUCCCUACCCUACAGCUGAUAAUCCGUGGGGUCAGAAGUACUGAUUUCUACUUUUAUAAGAUCUCUUAUGACUUUUUUUGUUGUAUGAAAGUCAAAGCAUGUUAACCUUUUCUUUUCAAUCAUGACAUUUUUUGUGGUUUAAUAUUUUACAAAGGAUUAAUAUUUAUCAAAAUACAAUUUCCAAAGAGUGUGUGCGUACUCAUGUCUCCAUACCAAUAGUAAUUACACUUGGGAAAGGAUAAAGUCAUUAUAUAUUAUUCAAUGUGCAACUUAAAUGAUAUUACGUUUCAUAAUAUUUCCAGAUCUGUACAAAUAUCCAUUAUUUUAAUUCAAUUUUUAAACAGAUUAGAAUCUCAUAUUUUUAAAGAACGAUCAUUUUAUUUUGUAUGUAUAUAAAUAUGUUCGUAUCAUGUGCCAUUUUUAGGAGAAUUUAUAUUUAGUUUUGCUAAGUUUGAAUGAGAGUAACAGAUCAAAACUAUUUACUUGCAGAGAUAAACUAAAUAUAAUAUACAUAUUAUCUUUUAUUAAUAUCAGAUACAUUAUCUGUUGUUAAAUGCUGUGAUACUGUUGCUAAUGUAUACAUGUAUAAAUAAAAGUGCUUAAUAAAAAAAUCU
This is a messenger RNA of Saccostrea echinata, 1469 nucleotides long. RefSeq lists its product as uncharacterized. NCBI's taxonomy places the organism in Eukaryota, Metazoa, Mollusca, Bivalvia, Ostreida, Ostreidae. The transcript has 5 exons. The record is from RefSeq and is a predicted model, not a curated record. The coding region runs from base 117 to 899 and encodes 260 amino acids.